Messenger RNA from Cyclospora cayetanensis, 1734 nucleotides. Its product is annotated as syntaxin-binding protein 1. The transcript has 20 exons. Gene Ontology annotation, cellular component: plasma membrane; secretory granule. Lineage: Eukaryota; Apicomplexa; Conoidasida; Eucoccidiorida; Eimeriidae. Gene Ontology annotation, molecular function: syntaxin binding. The record is from RefSeq and is a predicted model, not a curated record. Gene Ontology annotation, biological process: intracellular protein transport; vesicle-mediated transport. The coding region runs from base 1 to 1734 and encodes 577 amino acids.
AUGGCGUCCAUCAAAUUAAUGACCAAAAAGAGGCUUCUGGACGAAAUGGUGCGCCAGGUCGGCGGGCCUGGAAACUACAUUGCAAUGGUUGUCGACAGCCAGACUCUCAACGUUCUAUCUUCAUGUUGCAGCGUCUAUGAUGUGCUUUACGACGGAGUAACUGUUGUUGAGCUUAUCUCGAAACAGCGGCAGCCACUGCCUGAGCUAAAUGCUCUGUACUUUCUUUCCCCCUGCGAAGAUUCCGUUCGAGCCCUCAUUACUGACUUCAAGGAUGAACGCAAACCCCAGCAUCGAUCGGCCUACGUCUACUUCAGCUCCCCUAUACCGUACGAGCAACGGGUGUUUCAUUUGGGAAUGCCGGACGCUUUGCUGCAACUGUUUCCCCUUCCUGCUCCGUCCUUGCUACAGAAGAUAGCAGAAGAUCUCAUCUCAGUUUGCAUGACUCUCGGCAGGAGACCGGCUAUCCGCUUUCAGAAGAAUCAGCUGCCGUGGUGCGAACAGGUCGCUCUGCUCGUCCACAGAGGGCUGCAGGAACAUGAGCCAGCGUCGUCUGACAGCCAGGGUGGAACCCUUCUUAUUUUGGAUCGGUCUGUGGACCUGGCGCCUCUCUUCAUUCACGAGUACACAUAUCAGGCAUUGGCAUACGACGUAUUGGAAAUUCCCGUCUGCUGCCCUCCCCAAACAAAGACGAAAAACUCGGAGGUGUCUCAACCGAUGGAAGAUGUGUACAAUUACGAAGUGACGAACAAUAUGGGGAUUCAGGAAAAGAAACAGACUAUCCUGGGGGAGCAAGACGAGGUGUGGGUUCGUUGUCGGCACCAGCACAUUCAGGAAGUUAAUCAGUCAGUCCAGGAGGAAGUUAUGCUUUUUCUAAAGGAAAACAGCACGGUCAAGGUGCAGCAAAAUCAGGCUACUAGCACAGAAGACACACUAAAAGCGAUUCGCUCUCUGCCGCAAUACCAGGAAGCCCUGUCUCGUUAUUGGAUGCACGUAACGUUGAGUGAGAAUUGCUUUGAGAAGCUCCAGGAGCUGAAACUCAUGGCACUUGGGGCAGUUGAACAGGACCUCUGUUGCGCGGUUGACAAGGAUGGAAAAGAAAUUAGCGGAUCCAAGCUGCAGGCAGCAGUGGGGUCGUUGGCUUCGGACAACACCAUUAGACAGGAUGAGAAACUGCGUUUGCUGCUUUUGGAAUUCACCCAGCUACUGGGACUGGAUGCCGCGGACAGAACAAAGGCUGUGGAGGCGGCACAGCUAAGUCUCGUGAAUCAGAGGGUUAUUCAGAAGUUCAUGGAUCUUGAACUGCACACGGGUUCACUCUCCGGCGAGUAUCCCACAAAGGGGAAGCCCGUGCACAGGUUUGAAACAGAAAGGGAUAAAGUGAAAUUCUUCAAGCAAAGAGCCAAAAGAGCGAGAUACGACCUCUCGCGGCGGAUGGAGACCAAUCACGAAGCCACGCGACACAAGAGGGGAACGUCUGUCAUUGGCCGCUCAACUGAAUGGAAUUGGAGUUCUACCCUCGAAGUUUCGCAAAAGUCGCAAAGUCCUACCCAGGUAUUAGACAAGUCCAAACCCCGGUUGGUGGUUUUCGUUUUGGGAGGGAUCCUUCACUCGGAAAUGCGCUGCGCCUACGAAGUAUCGAAUGAAUUGAACUGCGAGAUCUUUAUCGGUAGCACGAACAUUCUGACUCCUAGCCAGCUGCUCAAGCAGUUAAAGGAGCAAAGCAAGCUGGAAUGA